This is a messenger RNA of Owenia fusiformis, 802 nucleotides long. The record is from the annotation of a GenBank genome assembly. Lineage: Eukaryota; Metazoa; Annelida; Polychaeta; Sabellida; Oweniidae.
GAGUACAUGGACUAUACAGGUUAUGCCAAGUUGUACCCAAGAGCAGCAGCCUACAUUACCAGACCUUGUAACCUCUCUUUGUCAUCAAGGAAAAAUAAUAUAGAUGGGUACUUUCCAAGGAUGCAAGCACUCAACCAAGUAGUAACACUGGCCCAUCAGUUGAACUCUGAUGUAUGUAAUCUCUACAAUCACAAAUAUGUAGCGUACCAGAUAGCUUUACUUUAUCAAUCUAUGAAUGCUUUGGGAAGUAGUAUACCAUCCCUUCUGGAGUUCAAAUCAGAUAUAGAACGUAAUUUUAAGUUCAUCAAAGAAGAACUCAACUCUUUAAUAGAUGAAGAUCUCACACCACAAUUAUCACAAGAUAGGUCUCAAUGGGUUGUAAUACUUACCAGUGGCAGUCUCAGCAAUAACUGCAUUUCCUAACGAUCUCACAAGAGAAAUGGACCAACUUAUAAAAACUAUGGUUGCCAACCCAGAAAUGACAAACUGACCAUGAACAUUCAUAUAUUUGAGUUAGCCCAAAAAUAAAAAUGAAAUGAUCUCAUAUAUAUAGAGGAGGAGUAUUGACUGAACAAGGCCCUUAAUAGAUUAAUCACAUGUAGCUGCACAGUCAUGCAAAGAUAUGAAAACAACAGCCUCAAGAGGAAUGAUUCAGUUCAAAUAUUUUGCAAUGUGUGAAAAGAAUUAAACCCGAAAACUCAAUGCAUUUUGGCUGCAGAUUCAUUCCAAUCACGUGUUGUUUCCUAACCUUAGCACUCAUGCUACACAUCUUGUGCAAAGUUUGAAACCACAACUUGCAUUA